AUGCGCAUCCUUUCACUUGCUUUCCUCUCUGCUGUCACAGCUUUCGCACCUCUUACCAGAACAUCAUUCCGAUCCACCAUCAGUCUAGAAAUGGGAAAGUCACAAGACGAAUUGAAGAAGGAAGUCGGAUACAAGGCCGUCGAUGAUUACGUCAAGAGUGGUAUGGUCGUUGGACUUGGAACUGGUUCCACUGCAUACUUCGCCGUCGAAAGAGUUGGGCAAUUGCUAAAGUCUGGUGAAUUGAAGGAUAUUGUCUGUAUCCCCACUUCUGUCCGCACUAAGGAGCAAGCAGAGAGCCUCGACAUUCCCCUAGUUACUCUUGAUACCCACUCCAACUUGGAUGUUUCCAUUGAUGGAGCGGAUGAAGUUGACCCUGACUUGAACCUUGUCAAGGGAGGCGGUGGCGCUCUUUUGAGAGAAAAGAUGGUUGAGAUCAUGUCUGAGAAGUUCAUCGUCAUUGUUGACGAAUCCAAGCUUACCGAUGGCCUUGGACCUGGAUUCCCAGUCCCUGUCGAAAUCACUCCAUUUUGCCACGAGCACACUAUGCGACAAGUCGCUGGGCUUGCAUCUUGUGAAGGAUGCAAGCCUGUACUACGUAUGGGGUCCUCGUCUUCCAAUGUCAAUGACGGGGAUGAAAUUGCAGUCACUGAUAACGGAAACUACAUUGUCGAUCUUCAUUUCGAUACACCAAUCAAGGAUGCCCGCAAGAUGGCCGAAGACGUUAAGAACGUCUGCGGUGUCGUUGACCAUGGUCUUUUCUGUGAUAUGUCCACUGUUGUUAUCAUCGCUGGUUCUGAUGGUGUCAGUGUUAAGAAACCAAAAGCAUAA
Messenger RNA from Cylindrotheca closterium, 828 nucleotides. NCBI's taxonomy places the organism in Eukaryota, Bacillariophyta, Bacillariophyceae, Bacillariales, Bacillariaceae. The record is from the annotation of a GenBank genome assembly.